UUCCUCCUCUCCUCAGAUUUGAUUCCUUUGGCGUGAGAGUGCAGCCAAAGGUCCAUCUUUGGCUCACUGUGUGAUAGCCACAAUGGCCUCUUACACUGCUUACAGUGGCUACAGCAAGCCACCACUAACCUACGCGCCCUCUUACUACGACGAGAAGCAGGCGAAGGCCUAUACAGACUAUCAAGACUCCGUAUAUGAGGAAAAACAGAGAAUUGCGAAGAAGGACCGUCGGGAUGCCAUCUGUUGUGAGGUGGUGGCCCUCAUCAUUGGUUUCAUUGGACUAAUUGGAGUGGCAGCCGUGACAGGCCUGCCGAUGUGGAAGGUAACGGCCUUCAUCGAGGAGAACAUAAUUGUCAUGGAGACCCGCUGGGAGGGUUUGUGGAUGAACUGCUACAGACAAGCCAACAUCAGGAUGCAGUGCAAGGUGUACGAUUCCCUACUGUUUCUGCCCCCGGACCUCCAGGCUGCCAGGGGUCUGAUGUGCAGCUCAGUGGCUCUGACUUGCUUCGCCCUCAUCGUCGCAGCAGUUGGGAUGAAGUGUACCAAGGUGGUGGACCAUCGGGCUCGCACCAAGCAUAUUGUUCUCGUGGCUGGGGGCUGUCUGUUCCUGUUGGCCUGUAUUACUACCCUGAUCCCUGUGUCUUGGACUGGCCAUGUCAUCAUCAGGGAUUUCUACAACCCACUGCUGAUCGAUGCCCAACGUCGGGAGCUUGGGGAGGCUCUUUACAUCGGCUGGGUGACCUCAGCUUUGCUUUUCACCGCCGGAGUGAUCCUGCUGUGCCGUCAUGCUCCUCGCACCCAGGACCAAGAUGAGAGGAUUAUAUACAAUCCUGGGGGAAAUAUCUACCAACCUGCAUACCAACCUGGAUACCAACCAUACACCUACCAGCCAGCUUAUACCUACCAGCCUGCCUACUCUGCACCCCCACCAGGAUCUGUGGCAUACACACCAAGUCAGUACUAAAGACGGAAUUCAGAGACAAAUUUGGACUCUUUAAAAACAAAAGAAAGAAAAAAAGUCAAAAUCUGGUGCAUUCGAAUGAGCUUUAUCAAUUGACUAACGACCACACGCUGUUAUUGAAAAUGGCUAAAUCUUUCAUUAUUUUUUCAGAGGGCAAAGUGUGUAGCAGAGAGUGAAAUUCAUAAUGGAACUGAUUUUUUGUUUGUUUUUUUUACCAUGAUGAACUGUGCUGAUUUAAUGUAUGCUUUGUGUGUUUCCAAACACUUAAUUCAGACUAAAUCAUAUCUGUCACUGAGGCAGUAUUUGUUAAAUUUGUAACAAUACAGAGGUAACAGUUGAUAUCUUUUUCUUUACAGCCUCUGCCGACAUGCUCUUUGAGAACAAAUUAUGCACUACGCCUUUUUCAAAUAGCAUACCUCCAAAUGAUUUGUGUAGACUGCUGAGUUUUUGUUAUAAAUGUACAUAUGUUUUUCAAAAUGCUGGCCAAAAUACAAGGUCACCUGUGGUUUCCAAUAAAGGGAUAAAGUUGAGAAAAACUGUGAAUUUCGUUGUCAUUCCUGGUGUAUUUUCA
Acanthopagrus latus (yellowfin seabream) is the source of this 1532-nucleotide messenger RNA. RefSeq names its product claudin-8-like. Bases 83 to 964 code for a protein of 293 amino acids. The transcript has a single exon. NCBI's taxonomy places the organism in Eukaryota, Metazoa, Chordata, Actinopteri, Spariformes, Sparidae. Gene Ontology annotation, molecular function: structural molecule activity. Gene Ontology annotation, cellular component: plasma membrane; bicellular tight junction. Gene Ontology annotation, biological process: bicellular tight junction assembly; cell adhesion. The record is from RefSeq and is a predicted model, not a curated record.